Messenger RNA from Verticillium dahliae VdLs.17, 360 nucleotides. RefSeq lists its product as uncharacterized. The record is from RefSeq and is a predicted model, not a curated record. The transcript is spliced from 2 exons. Bases 1 to 360 code for a protein of 119 amino acids. Lineage: Eukaryota; Fungi; Ascomycota; Sordariomycetes; Glomerellales; Plectosphaerellaceae.
AUGCCCUCCGCACAGAGACCCGUCUUCACCCCCGAAUCACCAAGUCGCUUCUACCCAACGACCCGCGUCGUGACGGCCAUCCCCAACAACCCGCCGCCCGACUAUCCCAUUUCCGUCCUCGGCAAGAUCAAGUACGCGCUCCGCCGCAAGGCCGCCAGGGCCGCUGCUGCCGAGCGCACGCCGCAGACGCCGCAGACUACGUACCACACCAACGAGAGGGGCCAGAUCAUCGAGACGAGAUUGCGACAAAAGCCUGCCCAGGCUUCACUUUCUGGGUAUUACGGCGAGAGGGUAAGAUGCUCGGAUAUACUUGACAGGCGCGCGUAUGAGCUGAGGAGACAUGGGUUCAAUUUCCAUUAG